Carassius carassius (crucian carp) is the source of this 3389-nucleotide messenger RNA. RefSeq names its product inactive ubiquitin carboxyl-terminal hydrolase 53-like. Gene Ontology annotation, molecular function: cysteine-type deubiquitinase activity. Gene Ontology annotation, biological process: protein deubiquitination; sensory perception of sound; response to auditory stimulus. Gene Ontology annotation, cellular component: cell-cell junction. Lineage: Eukaryota; Metazoa; Chordata; Actinopteri; Cypriniformes; Cyprinidae. The record is from RefSeq and is a predicted model, not a curated record. Bases 326 to 3325 code for a protein of 999 amino acids. The transcript has 19 exons.
GUUUUGGUCAAACUUUUCUUCGCCAUGUUUCACUCGUCAGUGCGCAUGAGGCGGAAAUGCACCUGAACCAGAGUGAGCCCUACUCAUUCUAAGGCUGUUGUCCUUCAAGAGCAGCGUCUGAAACAUGGAUGACCCUUUAAAGGUUGACUGAUUCCAGCUGACACCUUCAUAACUAUGCUGCGAGUCUUGCAAGGCCCGAUGGCCACAGUAGCCACCAACAACCCACCGAAAUCCUCAACCUAAUUCAGGGAAUGAUCAAACCAUCCUUUCUACGACACCCAUCAAGAGACCUCUUACAUACAGGACAGCAGAUAUCCCAAAUCCAAUGGCAUGGGCCAAGUUCUUCAGGAGACCAGGAGGCAAUCUUGGCAGGUCUUACCAGCCAGGAUCUAUGCUAUCCUUGGCCCCAACCAAGGGACUACUAAAUGAGCCGGGACAGAACAGCUGCUUCCUCAACAGUGCAGUGCAGGUUCUUUGGCAUCUCGACAUCUUCAGACGAAGUCUGCGUCAGAUUCCAAACCACUAUUGCUUGGGCGACUCCUGCAUCUUUUGUGCUUUGAAGGGAAUAUUCUGUCAGUUCCAGCACAGUCGAGAGCGAGCGUUACCCUCAGAUAACCUACGUAAUGCCCUAGCCGAAACCUUUAAGGAUGAGCACCGCUUUCAGUUAGGAUUCAUGGAUGAUGCUGCUGAGUGCUUCGAGAACAUUCUAGAGAGGAUUCACCAGCACAUCGCUCCCGAUGCAGAGAUCGACGCCUGCACAUCUAAGUCCUGCAUCACUCACCAGAAGUUUGCCAUGGCACUUUAUGAACAGUCUGUGUGCAGGAGCUGUGGUGCGUCGUCCGACCCGCUACCCUUCACUGAGCUUGUGCACUAUGUGUCCACCACAGCCCUCUGCCAGCAAGUCUUGGAGAGGAGAGAUGAAAGGUUUGGGGAGUUGCUUCAAGCCGCCAGCACAGUUGGAGAUCUGCGUAACUGUCCGAGUAACUGUGGGCAGAGAAUCAAGAUCCGGCGCGUGCUGAUGAACUCUCCAGAAAUCGUGACCAUCGGAUUUGUGUGGGACUCAGAACAUUCAGACCUCACCGAAGACGUCAUCCGAUCUCUUGGACCACACCUCAACCUCUCAGGGCUCUUUUAUCGCGUCACAGACGAGCGUGCAAAGAAGAGCGAGCUGCUAUUGGUGGGAAUGAUCUGUUACUCCAGCAGACAUUACUGUGCCUUUGCCUACCACACCAAAUCAUCCAAAUGGGUUUUCUUUGAUGACGCCAAUGUCAAAGAGGUGGGAUCCAGAUGGAAGGAUGUGGUCACUAAAUGCAUCAAAGGUCACUUCCAGCCCUUGCUCUUGUUUUACUCUAACCCUGAAGGCAGUGCUGUGGUAACAGACGAGGCCCAGCGGUCCAACAGCAAUAGCACCCAAAAUAAGAGCUCAGUCAAUGGAGAAGCACCAGGUACUCCUAUACAGGGUGGAAAGAAGUUGGAGUUGACACGAGAGAACUUGACUGCUUUCUUCUCAAAUCAAGGUACUUCGAAGCAGAAGUCUCAGCCUCCGUCUGUGCUCAGUCGUGGCAGUAACCAGACCAGCAGCGGCAGAGGGCCAGUCAAGAUUAACUUUGAUCCGAUUCGGAGUCGAUUCAGGGAGCUGCCGAAAGAAGGUCGUCCCAUCAACCUUAUCAAGAAGGACUCGGAUCGGUCGCAGACGAGACCAGAAACACUGAGGCACCGGGUAACCUUUGCUUUAUUCAAAACUUGUUGUUUAUUCACAAUGUUUAUUCACACUGCACCUGUUGUGUGUUUCUCCUCCCCAGACAAGCCUCAUUCCCGCUCGCUGUCACCUCCGGAGAACGGCUUCAAGCACCUGGAGUCAUGGCUCUACAGCAGCCAGGGCAGGGGUCCGGCGAAAGCCGAGCACUGGCCUGUUACUUACACACACUACAACCAUGAGCCCCGCUCUCAGUCCCAGCCUCGCGUCCCGCUUCAUCCCCCUGUAGUGGGCCGCUCUCGGAGGCUGGAUGUGGCCAACGGCUACGAUACGUACAGCAGCCAGGACUCCCGGACGCACGGAAACCCUCGCAGCCGGCCCAAUCGAGCGUGGAGGCCGACACGAGAGGCGCUUAACGUGGACAGCAUCCUAAAGAGCGAUAAUAAUCAAAACUCUCCCAGACAGACCUUUAAUCAGGACGGCGAAGAGUCGGCGUGGGGCCGACGAGAAGAACGCAAUCCCAAGAGCUUAAUGACGAUUUACGAGGACGAGCAGCAGCAGGACAUGGGCAGCAGGAGCUCGCUGGAUUCAGAGGACAGGGUUAAAUCAAGCGUCACUAACCUCACCAUUCGGACGGAUAACUGGAAAAUCCAUCGCACUGAAUCUGGAUACGAGAGCAGUGACCGUCUCAGCAACAGCUCGGCAAACCUGGACUCUCCUGUGAUGGAGAACCUGAGCAACAAAGACAUGCAAUCCAUACCAGAGACAGACCUCUCCAGGGAGCCUAACUACCAAAGGAGGUGUGAGGAUUCACAGGCCGAGAUCCCGCCUUCGUCCAUUAUCUACAGUGAACCGCAAAAGAAAGCAAACGAUCGUUCCUUGAGUCCUGUUAUUCCAAGAAGACAAGCUUUUCAACACAACUCUGCUAAGGAGAGGAUGGAGAAGACUGAGGCAGAACGAGCUCGUGCCAUAAACGGGAACCCCGUCUCUCCUCAUUUCACCAAGACCAGCAGUUCAGAGUGGAACAGCACGGACGAUCUCGCCGGGCCCUUGUCUGAGCUGGAGGAUUCAUCAUCACCUCAGGUUCCCUUCAGGACUCUGUCUCACACCGCAGCUCCUCCAGUGCCUCCCAAACCUCACGGUCUGAGCUCAGAGACCCGGCGACGAGAUCCCCGUCCACCCAGCCCUCAGCGGCUUCCUCGAAACGGCUCGGCUCUGUCCCAAACCGUCCUGCAGAAGUGGCUGGAGAACUCGGACACGAGCUCCAAGUCUGGCUCCUCGGAUCCGGAGAGGAACGAUCUGUCCACGAGUGAAGGUGAGGAGUUCUCCAAACCUGCGGCCGGCUCUUCUGUCAUCCCCAGCACAUACUUCUCCGUGGACAGCUGCAUGACGGACACGUACCGUGCCAAGUACCAUAAAAAGAGACCCGCUCUGCACGUUAUGGCAGACUCUAGAGCCGGAGAUCACACCUCGUCUGGUGAAAGUGAUUACGGGGAAAGACCAUCACCGGCUCCUUCAGAAACACACAGCAGAGCCCCAGCGCUGCCAGUUCGUGCCUCCAGUAAUAAACCCACUGCUAGAUGGAACGCAGUUUCAGCGAAAGGACUGGAUGAACACGGCUUCCUCUGACAGUGGACCUCGUCCCAAACAAUCAAAGCUCAGUGGCUUUCACUAACACUGUGUUGUGUUGUGU